AUGGCUGGUGGCGACGCUAAGAAGGGUGCCAACCUUUUCAAGACCCGCUGUGCUCAGUGCCAUACCGUCGAGAAGGGCGGUGCCAACAAGAUCGGUCCUGCUCUGCACGGCCUCUUCGGCCGCAAGACCGGCUCCGUCGAGGGCUACGCCUACACCGACGCCAACAAGGGCAAGGGCAUCACCUGGGAGGAGGACACCCUCUUCGCCUACCUCGAGAACCCCAAGAAGUACAUUCCCGGCACCAAGAUGGCCUUUGGCGGCCUCAAGAAGGAGAAGGACCGCAAGGACCUCAUUGCCUACCUCAAGGAGUCUACCGCAUAA
Messenger RNA from Akanthomyces muscarius, 321 nucleotides. RefSeq lists its product as uncharacterized. The coding region runs from base 1 to 321 and encodes 106 amino acids. NCBI's taxonomy places the organism in Eukaryota, Fungi, Ascomycota, Sordariomycetes, Hypocreales, Cordycipitaceae. Gene Ontology annotation, biological process: mitochondrial electron transport, ubiquinol to cytochrome c; mitochondrial electron transport, cytochrome c to oxygen. Gene Ontology annotation, cellular component: mitochondrial intermembrane space. The record is from RefSeq and is a predicted model, not a curated record. The transcript is spliced from 3 exons. Gene Ontology annotation, molecular function: electron transfer activity; heme binding.